This is a messenger RNA of Myxozyma melibiosi, 2309 nucleotides long. Its product is annotated as MFS transporter-like protein. The record is from RefSeq and is a predicted model, not a curated record. Gene Ontology annotation, cellular component: plasma membrane. Gene Ontology annotation, biological process: transmembrane transport. The coding region runs from base 395 to 2113 and encodes 572 amino acids. Lineage: Eukaryota; Fungi; Ascomycota; Lipomycetes; Lipomycetales; Lipomycetaceae. The transcript has 3 exons. Gene Ontology annotation, molecular function: transmembrane transporter activity.
CUUUUGCUUUGUCUUAGAAAAGAGCCAAAUUAAUUAUGUGCAGCGGCAGCAGCAGCACGAUCAAAAGAGGAAUCGACGAUGAUCCUGUCGCCAGUUACUGUCUGUUAUGUUCCCUGUUUCUGUCAUCUGUUUCCGUCGAAUAUAUAUUGUUCUCAUCUAUAUCCUUGGCUGGCGUGCCUCUGUGGUAAUAGCAAAAUACCGGAACAACCCGUUUCAUACUCCAUAAUAUUAUCUUCCCCGCGUUCAAUAUCGCUACUGCUUCCGUUUACUCCUCUUUCUUUCCGCCUCUCCGCCGGAGUUUUACUCUUGCGCUUCUCUUCUAUAAUACCUCGCCCUCCUCCCUCUUCUCACGAUCUCUUGUUCCUCGGCAUCACCUCCACCUCCUGCAACGAAUAUGGCCACCGGUUUCUCGCACGAAGAAGAGCUCGAGCUCGAGCAGCGCGAGCUAGCCGAGCUCUACAACGCUGAGCUGAUCCCGGGAACUGAGAUCAUGCGCGACCUGCCCGAUGUGCGAUUCAUUCGUGGAAGUAACGGUCAAGUCCUCGUCCCCCAGCCUCACAACCACCCGAACGACCCUCUCAACUGGACCAUCUUCUGGAAGCUCAUCACCGUCGUCGGCGUCAUGCUCGUCACCAUGAUUAGCGCUUUCGGCCCUCUUUCCAUCAGUCCACAGGUCGACUACUAUAUGGAAGAGUGGGACCGCUCUCUUGCAGACGUCCUCCAGUUUUCUGGAGUCUGUAUUCUCGUCCUUGGCUUCUCGAACUUCCUUUGGAUCCCCAUCGCAACCCGCUUCGGCCGUCGCCCCGCCCUUCUUCUCUCAACUCUGCUCGGAAUCGGUGCCAAUAUCUGGCGUGCUCGUGCUACCAGCUACCAGUCCUUCAUCGGUGCUUCUGCUGUACACGGUGUCGCCGCAGGACCAUCUGAGACCUUUGGACCUCUGAUGAUUGCCGAUGUCAUUUUUCUUCAUGAUCGUGGAAGAUACAUGGGAAUCUACUUGUGGGGCUACAUGGGCAUGCUCAUGAUCGGACCCACCGUCGCUGGUCGCAUGACUGAGCUUUACGGCUGGCGCUCUUUCUGGUGGCUCAACACCGCGCUCUACGCCUUUUUGCUGGUCUUCUUAAUGAUCGUUCCUGAAACAAAGUGGAACCGGAACGCUCCCGAUGAUUUCUAUACAGGCGGAGAAAAAGCUUCGGGGCCGGCCAGCAGCGACGAACAGCGCUCGCAGAACCCGUCAAACAACAAGACAGAGGUUGACGUUAUGGAUGCGCCCAACAAAGAGGACUUUCCUUCACCAGUUGACGAGUCAGCUAGAAGCGCCGACCCUGCAGCCAUUGAGCAUCACGACACUUACCUAGGCAAAGGAAAACCCUGCCGUGAUCAGUUCUCUUUCUACCCUAAAGUCGCCCGCGGUUAUGAUGAAGACAUCAAGCGAUUAAUUCUCGUGCCGUUUGAACUUUUCGCAUAUCCGAUUGUUGAGUGGGCCGCAUUUGUCUAUUCCUUUUCAGCCUCCUCGUUCUUGGUCGUCAACCUCACUGCCGCGCAAGUGUUCAGCGCUGAGCCCUAUAAUAUGACCGCAGGCCAAAUCGGUUAUCUCAACUUUGGUACCUGGGUUGGCGCGUGCUUCGGCCUAGUUACCUCCGGUCCUCUAUCAGAUUGGCUCUCUAUGAGAGCGACCACUCGCAACAACGGCAUUCGUGAGCCGGAAAUGCGUCUCCCAACAAUCAUUCCCUAUACGCUUCUACUAAUCGUUGGUAGCACAAUAGUCGCUGUUGGCUACGAGAAUCAAUGGAGAUGGGAAGUUAUCGUCAUCGUCGGCUACGCUUUCCUUGGCGCGCAAACCGCGUCCCUACCUACCAUCGCCCUGACCUAUGCCAUCGACAGUUACAAACCUGCUGCAGGUGAUAUCCUUCUGAACGUGACAAUCAACAAAAAUUUAUGGGGCUAUGGUGUGUCCAAGUUCUUGACAUCUUGGAUUCUCAGCAGUGGCUUUGUACCUCCGAUCAUCACCAUUCUCGCACUCAACAUCGCUGUCAUGCUACCCGGCAUCCCUCUCUACUUUUACGGAAAGAAAGUCAGAAAGUGGUCGAAGAAUAGCCAUCUUCACAAGAUGUGAAUCGGGGAAGUUGUUUCUUGUGGUGAUUUUAUGUGUUCCAGCUUUCCUGAUUGAUUGAGAGUUAUGUCUGUCGACUUAAAAUUAUAUCUGACUUUGCCUCCUUGCCAUCUCUGUAAUAAUAAUAUAUGUGUAGCCGUACACAGGUUACCUUUAAAUACACUUUGUACCAAACGGAUGACUUUACCGAUGCACAGAU